Molecule: messenger RNA, 528 nt
Organism: Puccinia triticina
Lineage: Eukaryota; Fungi; Basidiomycota; Pucciniomycetes; Pucciniales; Pucciniaceae
Exons: 4
Coding region: 1-528 (175 amino acids)
Source: RefSeq, a predicted model, not a curated record
AUGAUGAUCACUCUCUCUCGUCCUGCUCGCACUCUGCUUCUUGUCUCACUUUGCCUCUUCGUGUCCAUGCAGGUGGACGCUCUGCCGACCUCGCCCCACUCGUCGGGUUAUUCGCUCGACGGGGCCGCUGGCCACCGCGCCGCUGCCGUGUCCCGUCGUCAUCCGAGCACCGGCCCCAGCGCACUCGCGCGGAGAUCCGGCAACGGCCUGGACCUGAGCGUGCAGCUCGACCUGCCCAUCCUGGGCUCGAUGGGCGCACUCAACCUGGGCGGCCAGAUCGAUGGUUUCAUUCCUGGCAUGCCAUAUGGUGUCCGAUCAUCGCUUGGCGAGUCUUUGAAUCAUCGUCCCGGAGGAAGUGGAUUCGGCGAAUCACAAUACCCUCCGGCCAUGGCCAGUCAACCAUCGUUGGUACAAACGAGGAUACCUCCGAAGUACAAGAAUACGGGGGCUCCUGCGAACAGGAUCAAUGACAUAGAUCUUUGCACCCAGAACCCCAAUGCCCCAAGUUGCUGGUACUACUAUUAUUAG